AUGCCUACCCUUCAAAUAUAUUAUCUGUCUGACAGUCAGUCAAUGAAUGAACAAUUAAUCACACCGUCAACCAAUGGAUUUCCACCAACAGACAUCCUGACUUCCAUUUCCAUGAGUGCCAUCGCCACGAAUGGCCUGGUACCUGCAGGAGGCUCUUACUUCAUGAUCUCACGGGCCCUUGGGCCGGAGUUUGGAGCAGCCGUUGGCUUGCUAUUCUACUUAGCUAACACAGUAGCCUCGUCCAUGUACGUCACCGGAGCCAUAGAAAUUCUUCUGAAAUACAUCGCCCCCGAGAUGUCGCUUUUCGGCGACGUAAAUGAUCCCGUCAGCUCAGCCAACAACUUCCGAGUCUAUGGGACAGCGUUGUUGAUUAUCAAGUCUAUUUUGGUUUUGAUUGGUGUUAGGGUGGUACAGAGGGUCGCGCCGAUAUCUCUGUUCUGUGUCAUAAUCUCUAUAAUUGCCAUAUGCGGGAUAUUCUCAGCUAAUCCUGACAGAAGUGUCAAAGUUUGCAUGCUUGGUGACCGGCUCCUCACCACGGCGUCUAUCACGCAAGAUGGCGCUGUGAUAUGUGACAACAACGAAACCGGCCCUAUUUACCGACACUACUGUCAAGACGCUAAUAUGACGUCGUGUGAGGCCUAUUUCCUGGACAACACUGUCCAAUGGGUGGACGGCAUUCCCGGAUUAGGGAGUGGUGUUUUUCUGGAUAAUUUGUAUCACAAAUACAGUAAAGUCGGUGACAUUCCCGGAACUGACGUGGCUGCUGAGAGAGGCCGUGGUGACAUCAUGGCUGACGUCACCACAUCGUUCAUCGUUUUGCUCGCCAUUUACUUCCCGUCGGUCACAGGGCUAUUGACCGGAUCCAACCUUUCCGGUGAUUUAGCCGACCCACAGCGUUCCAUACCAAUAGGGACAAUAGGCGCUGUGGUCAUCACAUCUCUUGUUUAUAUGUCAUUUGUUGUGUUUUUCGGGGCCACUAUUAGAGGAGAGGUGUUAAGGGACAAGUUUGGAGAGAGCGUGGGUGGGGACAUGAUCAUUGGCCGUUUAGCUUGGCCUACACCAUGGGUCAUCACAAUAGGAUCCUUCCAGUCAACCAUCGGGGCGGGAUUACAAAGUCUUAUCAGUGCGCCUCGCCUGCUGAACGCUAUCGCCAGGGACGAUCUCAUCCCGUGCCUAGGAGUUUUUAAGAAGUUACGACCAAACGGGGAGCCGAUAUGGGCCACACUGCUAACCAUAGCUAUAUGCGAGAUCGGUGUCCUGGUGGCAAAUCUCGAUUACAUCACACCAGUCAUUACCAUAUUUUUCCUGAUGUGUUACGCUUUUGUGAAUUUGGCGUGUGCCCUGCAGACAUUGCUACGUAGUCCUGGUUGGAGACCCAGGUUCCGAUUCUAUCAUUGGACUCUCUCCUUACUCGGCAUGUCUCUCUGUGUGGCACUGAUGUACAUAUCUAGCUGGUAUUACACACUGGCAGCGUGGGGCGUGGCUUUCGGCAUCUAUAAGUACAUCCAGUUCUAUGGACCUGACGACGACUGGGGAGAUGCCAUGAGUACCCUAUCCAUGACCACGGCACGCUACACGCUCCUACGGCUUCCCAAAGACCCUUUACAUACCAAGAACUGGCGUCCACAUUUACUGAUUUUACUGAAACUGGAUUCUGAGAAUAACCCCAAAUAUCCAAACCUGCUGGGCUUAGCGAAUCAUCUGAAAGCCGGAAGCGGGGUAACGAUGGUAGGUAGCGCUAUCGACGGAGACGCACUUGACCAGGUUACAAUGGACAGCGCCGUGAACACAAAGGAGCAUCUCUCGAAGGUUUUAGCAAAAGCCGGUAUUAAGGGCUUUGUGGAUGUAGUCGUGUCAGAUAGCAUAGUAUCGGGAAUAAAUGCCAUUGUACAAACCUCGGGACUAGGUGGACUCCGCCACAAUACAGUGAUGUUAGGCUGGCCGUAUGGCUGGCGGGAAAACCAAGGACACGGCAGGCACGUGUUCAUAGAGACGAUUAAGUGUGUUCGUGCCAACAAGUUGUGCCUUCUUGUCCUGAAAGGAUGUGACCUUUACCCAGAGGUCAACAAAAGAUUAACCGGAACAAUCGACAUUUGGUGGAUUUACCAUGAUGGAGGUCUUCUGCUGUUGAUGCCGUUUCUCCUGAAAAGGCACAAAGUCUGGAUGAAAUGCAAGCUGAGGAUUUUUUGUGUGGCUCGAGCCACUGAUAAUAGCAUACAAAUGAAGAAAGAUUUAGAGAAGUAUUUGUACCAACUGAGAAUAAACGCAACAGUCCAUGUUGUCGAGAUGGAAAGCCGAGCCAUAUCCGCGUACACCUAUGAGAGGACCUUGCGGAUGGAGGACCGGGUGGGAAUUCUCACACAGAUUCGACGUGAUUCGACUCAUAAACCACUCGCUGCAGAUGACGACGAGGCCACCUAUACGUAUACUGGUGACAGCAAUGGCGACAGGAACACAAAGAGAAAGAUAAAUCAUAAAAAUGUUCGUCGGAUGCACACGGCUGUAGAACUGAACAAAACCGUGCUGGAGAAUUCCAAGAACGCCAACCUUGUGGUUAUAAAUCUACCGAAUCUGCCAAAACACAAGGAAGGUGAAAAAUGUUACAUGGAGUACCUGGCGGCACUGACAGAGAAUCUGGGACUAGUGUUAAUGGUACAGGGUAGCGGCAAAGAAGUGGUUACCAUUUAUUCCUAAUUGGAGUUGAAUAAUUCAAGAAGACAAGGAUUCUUCUGUGAAGAAGACAAUUAAAUUCUGUAGAAAUUAAAAUGUUAAGAUGUGAAGGCACUUUGUUUGAUGGGAAGUUAAGUGGUAGACUGACAUUUUCUCUCUCGCAUAUAGUUGCACAGAAACCACAAAUUUGAUCUUAUCUUCGUGUUUUUAAUCUGUGGAACACUACAAAUGUUUAGUAAAACAUCACUACUUGAAAGUGUGGUGCACUGCUUUUUCCCUUCAACACUUUUUUGAAAUUUAUAUUUCGAAUAUUAUGCGAUAUAAAGCUACCGGACAAAUUAAUGGAGAAAUUGUCCCGCCUAAGGUAAUAUGGACCUAAGCUAUGCUAAGUAUAGGUCAAUCCAGCCUUUUGCGAUGACAUUUUGUAAGCAAACUGGUUCCUGGUUCAUUGCAAAAAAACAUUGGUUAAUUCAUCUUGGAGUCGAGUCCCCUCUGUGCCGGAAACGAAACCCCAUUCUCUGAGCCGCUUGUUUGGAUUCCUUCUUUCACGAUGGAUGUAUUAAUUAAAAUCGCAUUGGUGUUUCGUACAAUUACUCUUCUAGCUCUGAAAAUAGUACGUUAUCUUUUGUUACUUUCUAGCCGCUCGUCAGCUGACAUUUGGAUCAGUAUAUGUAUAAGAAGUAAGGACAGUGGCGGUUUGAUUUGUCUUGUGUAAAGACCAAUAUUUAAUCGUGUGUUGUACAUGUGAUAUUUUAUGAAGUUAUAUUUUUUCUUCAACCCAAACACAAUUUUUGAUGAACGAUGUUCUCUAUUUGUAUCAGAGAUGUGUACAUAUGAGCAAAAAAUAAAAUUGUAAA
Messenger RNA from Liolophura sinensis, 3527 nucleotides. RefSeq names its product solute carrier family 12 member 5-like. Lineage: Eukaryota; Metazoa; Mollusca; Polyplacophora; Chitonida; Chitonidae. Gene Ontology annotation, cellular component: plasma membrane. The record is from RefSeq and is a predicted model, not a curated record. Gene Ontology annotation, biological process: chloride ion homeostasis; chemical synaptic transmission; cell volume homeostasis. Gene Ontology annotation, molecular function: potassium:chloride symporter activity.